Messenger RNA from Kickxella alabastrina, 1316 nucleotides. RefSeq lists its product as uncharacterized. The record is from RefSeq and is a predicted model, not a curated record. The coding region runs from base 1 to 1230 and encodes 409 amino acids. The transcript has 3 exons. NCBI's taxonomy places the organism in Eukaryota, Fungi, Kickxellomycota, Kickxellomycetes, Kickxellales, Kickxellaceae. Gene Ontology annotation, molecular function: zinc ion binding; DNA-binding transcription factor activity, RNA polymerase II-specific; RNA polymerase II transcription regulatory region sequence-specific DNA binding. Gene Ontology annotation, biological process: regulation of DNA-templated transcription; cellular response to starvation. Gene Ontology annotation, cellular component: nucleus.
AUGUCGCUUCACCACAACUAUAUCCAAAAUUACCAGCACCAGCAGCAGCAACAGCAACAGAGACCCCCGCACCAACUGCGCACAUCAAUUGCAUUCCUCAGCUCACAAACCAACGACACACCAGAUCACGAUACAACCGCAACUCCAACCACUCCUCUCACCCCUGCAUCUGCCUCUGCCCCCACCUCUGACUCUGCUCCCCCUGCUCCCGCCCUUUCUCUAACUUUUGAUCAGACAAAGGACCGGAACAAGAACAGGAAGCGCAAAACCAUCCGCGCUUGCAACCAUUGCCAGAAAUCCCACCUAACUUGUGACGAAAACCGACCUUGUACGCGAUGUAUUAAGCGCGGCCUGGCGUCCACUUGUAUUGAUGGAGUGCGGAAGAAGGCAAAGUAUCUGCUUGAUAUUAAGGAGGAACCUGAGGAGAAUGCUGGAGGAGAGCAUGGGGAGGAAACCGAAGAGCCCGGAGGGGUGGUGGUUACUGCAGGGCCGAAGCCCUUUGAGUCUGAAGCUAUCAACCUUGAGUAUGCGUUUCUCUCGAGUAUGCUGUCGUACCCGAUGCUUGCAAAUCCUUCGGGAUUGAGCACAUCUACUGAAAAUGCGGGCCGGCCGCCAACAACAGGCCCAGCAGUCUAUGGCCUCAACCCGGUUUAUCCGCAGAGCCCUGCCGAAGUGUACUCCUCUGUGACUGAGCCAUACAAGUACUACAACGGCUUCCACUACUUCUUCCGGCAUAUCUGCGGCCGCAUGGAUAAGAAAAACAUCAUCCGGGUCAGUCGCGCCAUUGCCCACUUCCGGCCUUCCCUUGUAGCCCUGCUGCGCAAUCUGACCCAUGACGACCUGAUAUUCAUGGAAAAGUCGUUCCAGCGCGCGCUGAUGGAGUACGAGAAACUAAUUGGCUUUAUUGGAACCCCGACCGUGGUUUGGCGGCGAUCAGGCGAGAUUGCCCUUGUUGGCAAGGAAUUCUCCAUAUUGACGCAGUGGGACCGCCAGCAGUUGGUCUCGGGAAACAAAUUUAUUUUUGAGUUGAUGGAUACCACGUCGGCGGUAGUUUAUUGGGAGCAGUUUGCUGUGCAUGCUUUUGAAAACUCCGAGCACGCUGUUAUGUCGGAGUGCCGGUUGGUCAGGCCUGAUGGGGUUGCGGUGCCAUGUGCUUUUUCUUUCACUAUUAAACGCGACUUGUUUGGAAUCCCAAUGGCUAUUAUUGGCAACUUUUUGCCUAUUUUGUAGAAUAAAUAGUUUUUUUCCGGCUUAUUCUUCUGCUCUUUAUUUUUUGUUUACACUUUAUUUUUAAGCUCAUUCUUAUGAACAAAACA